Molecule: messenger RNA, 909 nt
Organism: Chlorella variabilis
Lineage: Eukaryota; Viridiplantae; Chlorophyta; Trebouxiophyceae; Chlorellales; Chlorellaceae
Exons: 8
Coding region: 1-909 (302 amino acids)
Source: RefSeq, a predicted model, not a curated record
AUGGAUGCGCAGGCCAAGACUCGCGCCAGGGCGGCAGUUCUGGGCGCCUUUGUGGCGGACGCCGCCACCACACCACUCCACUGGAUCUACGACCUGGAGAAGGUAAAGGCUCUGCUUGAGAGCAAGAGUAAGCUAGCGCAGCCCGAGUUCUAUCCAGAGCCGUCCUGCCCCUUCUACACCUACCCAGUGGGAGCGCUGUCGCCCUAUGGGGACGAGGCAUACGCGGUGCUGCAGUACGGCGCCGCCCACGCCGACUUCGACGGCCCCGGCCUGGCGCAGCACCUGGUUUCUUUCUUCAAGUCCUACACCGGCCGCCUCAACGGCACCGCCAAGCACCUGGUGGAGAAGUGGGAGGCUGGCGAGCGCUUCCCCGCUGCGGCCGCCGACGACAGCCAGGCGCACGCCAUUGUCAAGCUGGCAGCCCGUGUGGAGGAAGUGGUACGGUCUCAGCAGAACAACGACACGGCUGUGGCUGUGGGCCAGGCAGCCGCCGCCAUCCUGGAGCGAGUGGUGGUGCAGGGCUGCGGCGUGAAGGAGGCGGUCAGCUGGGCGCUGCAGCCUGGCAGCGUGCCGGAUGGUGUGCAGCAGCAGCUGUCGGCUCACCUCACCGACACACAGCCCAGCCUGAAUGAGAUGGUGUGGGAGGUGACCAAGGUGCCGCACUGCGGGCUGCCGGGCGCCUUCGUCAACGCCCUCUACUGCGCCGCCACCUCAGACGGGUAUGUGGACGGCGUGCGGCGCAACCUGGCGGCAGCCGGCGACAACUGCUCCCGCACGCUGUAUGGCAGCGCGCUGUGGGCGGCCGCGGAAGGCGAGGGCGCCAUUCCAGAGGCUUGGAAGGAGCAGGUGCCGCUCUAUGCGGAGCUGGAGAGGCUGACGGAUGAGCUCCUGAGCCACCGGGAGGCCUGA